Molecule: messenger RNA, 676 nt
Organism: Gavia stellata (red-throated loon)
Lineage: Eukaryota; Metazoa; Chordata; Aves; Gaviiformes; Gaviidae
Gene: RPA3
Product: replication protein A3
Exons: 4
Coding region: 10-375 (121 amino acids)
Biological process (GO): double-strand break repair via homologous recombination; mismatch repair; nucleotide-excision repair
Cellular component (GO): site of double-strand break; nucleus; DNA replication factor A complex
Molecular function (GO): single-stranded DNA binding; damaged DNA binding
Source: RefSeq, a predicted model, not a curated record
CGCGCCGAUAUGGGGGAUGUCCAUGAGGUGCCGCGGCGGCGCAUCGCCACCGGCCACCUGGCGCAGCACAUCGGGCAGCCCGUCUGCUUCGUGGGGCGCGUCGAGAAGAUUCAUCCUACUGGGAAGCUUUUCGUGCUUUCGGAUGGAGAAGGAAAACACACGACUGUGGAGCUGAGCGAACCACUAGAUGAAGAGAUCUCAGGAGUUCUUGAAGUAGUGGGAAGAGUAACAAAUCAGGCAACCAUCAUGUGCAUGUCAUAUGUCCAGUUCAGAGAAGAUAAAAGUCCAUUUGAUCUGGAACUCUACAAUGAAGCACUAAAAAUUAUUCAUGAAUUCCCUGAAUACUUCCCAUUCGGUACUGGGAGGAACAAUUGAUUUUUCUUAGCAUAUAUUCUGUGGAUAUCUCCCUGUCUGUAUAUAUUUAAACCUUUUGCAUCGAUGAGGAGUGUUCUCUUGCAGGAUUGUACUUGCUAGAAACUGAAGCUUUGUAGGCGUCUUUUUGUUGUUGUUGGUAGAGGUUCUAGGACACUUUAGAGGAAACUUGUCUUGAAGACAUUUGGUGGGGUUUUAAUGUAAAGAUUUUUAAAUUUCGUUUGCUUUGAUACAAAUUUAUCGAACAUGGGUAUUUUUGCAUCUUGAAAAUGGACUCUUCUCCAAUAAAAAAGAUGGGACUACA